Molecule: messenger RNA, 1220 nt
Organism: Tupaia belangeri chinensis (Chinese tree shrew)
Lineage: Eukaryota; Metazoa; Chordata; Mammalia; Scandentia; Tupaiidae
Gene: PDLIM2
Product: PDZ and LIM domain 2
Biological process (GO): actin cytoskeleton organization; heart development; muscle structure development
Cellular component (GO): stress fiber; Z disc; adherens junction
Molecular function (GO): muscle alpha-actinin binding; actin binding
Source: RefSeq, a predicted model, not a curated record
GGGGAAACGCGGCAUCCCCCACCCCCUGCCGGCUGCCCACCCCUUCGGCAGUGAGCCUGGAGCCCCUGUCCCGAUGCCCUGGGGAGCCCAGGCUGAGGUUCACGGGAGGAGAGAACUCAGAUCAUGGCUUCCAGGCAGGGGAGAAGGAUGGUGCUGACGGUGGACGUGGUCGGGCCGGCGCCCUGGGGCUUCCGCAUCACCGGAGGCAGGGAUUUCCACACGCCCAUCAUGGUGACCAAGGUAACUGAGCGAAGCAAGGCCCACGCUGCUGACCUCCGGCCUGGGGACAUUAUCGUGGCCAUCAACGGCGAGAAUGCAGAGGGCAUGCUUCAGGCCGAGGCUCAGAGCAAGAUCCGCCAGAGCCCCUCGCCCCUGCGGCUGCAGCUGGAUCGGUCUCAGGCUGCCUCUCCCGGACAGGCCAACGGAGACAGCUCCUUGGAAGUGCUGGCCACACGCUUCCAGGCCUCAGCGAGGACGCACACUGACGGCCAGUCUUCCCUGAGGUCCUCCUACUCCAGCCUAGCCUCCCUCAGCCCCCGGCCAGGCAGCCCCUUCUCCAGCCCGCCCCCUGCCAGCCCGCAGGCCCUCGCUGGAGAGGCACCUGUCAGCUGCAGUUUCCAGAGCCUGGCACAUUCCCGCAGCCCCGCCUGGUGACUCGGCAGUGCUGGUAUUGCCACCCUCCCCCGGACCCCGUGCCUGCAGCCCCAUGCUCAGUGUGGAGAGGAGCGGCCACCUCCUGGAGGAGGACUCCGAAGUCUUCAAGAUGCUGCAAGAAAACCGCGAGGGGCGGGCGGCACCCCGGCAGUCCAGCUCCUUCCGUCUGCUGCAGGAAGCCCUGGAGGCUGAGGAGAGAGGUGGCACGCCUGCCUUCCUGCCCAGCUCACUGAGCCCUCAGGCCUCCCUGCCCACCGCCAGGGUGCUAGCCACCCCCCCAAAGCUCCACACCUGCGAGAAGUGCAGCGCCAGCAUCACGCACCAGGCCGUGCGGAUCCAGGAGGGACGGUACCGCCAUCCCGGCUGCUACACCUGCGCAGACUGCGGGCUCAACCUGAAGAUGCGCGGCCACUUCUGGGUGGGAGACGAACUCUACUGCGAGAAGGACGCCCGCCGGCGCCACUCAGCGACGCUGGCCCUGGGCUCCAAGGCCUGAGCCCCGCCCCCUCCUCCCCAGGCCAGGCCACGCCCACGCAAGAUGAGGGGCGAUGGUGGUGACUCUCACC